Molecule: messenger RNA, 1582 nt
Organism: Penaeus indicus
Lineage: Eukaryota; Metazoa; Arthropoda; Malacostraca; Decapoda; Penaeidae
Product: calcyclin-binding protein-like
Exons: 7
Coding region: 118-798 (226 amino acids)
Biological process (GO): heart development
Cellular component (GO): nucleus
Molecular function (GO): tubulin binding; ubiquitin protein ligase binding; S100 protein binding
Source: RefSeq, a predicted model, not a curated record
CGGCGGCGCAGCGACUAGAAGCACGCGAGGGUCGGCGAGAGCGAGGCGGACGAGGCACGAGGACAAGGACAGUCGAGAUCAGGGCACGAGAGACGUUUUCUGCGGAGUUUUAUCACCAUGGCGAACAAGUUGGAGGAAGUUACCAAGGAUGUUGCUGAACUGCGCACACUUCUUGCUUCAGCUACAAGGAAGCGCGUUCAAGACCUCCUUUCAUUAGAAUUAAAAAGACUGGAGACUGAGUUGAAGAAUCUCGAGGAUUCCGCAAACAAAUCCGAGACACCCAAAGCCAAGACUGAUUUCACUCCAAAGAUCUACACUGUCAACAUCAGGAACUAUUCAUGGGAUCAGUCGGAUAAGUUUAUGAAGUUAUAUAUAACUCUAAAAAAUGUCCAUACAAUGGAAAAGGACAAAAUAACUGUCAAAUUCGAGGAGAGGAGCGUUAACUUACAUGUCAGUGAAUUAGACAGCAAGAAUCACCAGCUCAAUAUUCUAAAAUUGGCUGAGAACAUUAAGCCAGAUGCCAGCCACCACAAGAUCAAAACAGAUAUGGUGGUCCUUUUCCUGGCUAAGGAGAAGCAAAUAAAGUGGGAAGGAGUAACAGAAGUGGAGGCUCGUUCCGCUGAGGCACGUAAGCCCAAGCUUGAUAGUAAUGACCCCAACGCCGGAAUCAUGGACCUCAUGAAGCAGAUGUAUGUGGAUGGUGAUGACAAAAUGAAACAGAUGCUGAACAAGACUUGGUACGAGAGCCAGCAGAAGAGGAUGACUGGGGAAGAUGCGAUGCCAGACCUCAACCUCUGAAGCACCAGACACCAGCUUUCCUUGAGGGAAUAGCAGCAAGGCAUUCCACUGGGUAGAGCAAAAAAGCCAGCUGUUCGAUGUGGUGGUGUGGUUUGUUCAGCUUCACCAUGAUCUUCAGUCAGAUGUUUUGUUUGUUGAUUGGUUUGUCUGCCUGAUGAGGUUGGGGAAGAGAGGUUUAUGUUGAGUGAAAGAUUUGGGUUUCCCCCCCUCCCUCUCCUCUUUUUUUUUUAUUCAUUUGUUUUUUUUAUUAUAAUUGUUAAUGUUACUGUGAGGGAGAUUAGCAAAAAUUGCUAUCUCAUAUCAACUUUUUUUUAUUGAAAAUGCUUUGUAGAUCAAUGAUUAGCAUUUAGUAGCAUUUGCUUUUAGAUUUUAUUAUUGUUAAUAUAAUAAAGGUCUUGUUUUCCUGUUUAAAACUUUAUCUUCAUUGUUUUUCUUUAUCCAUUGGUACCAUUAAAUAAAAUACAAAUUGUUCAGGGAACUGUGAAUGAAAGGAAAAUGUCUGUAAACUGUAUGAAAUACAAUGUAUUGUAAUAAUGCACAUGUUUCAUUAGUUUCUUACUGAGGUUCAUUGUCUCAAAAAUGUAUUAGUUUUAGCAGCAUUAGAAGUUUACACUUAGCAGAAAGCAGAAGGUAUGAAUACUACUGUCAGAUUUUAGUGUUUUGAGGGUAUCCACAACCAUAUGAUAUAUGUGUGUAUAUAUUGUUAUGACUGGAACUCCUUUUGCAACAUUCAGUUUUCUUUAUAUAUUUUUUCCAUACACUAUUUAUUGAAGUACAAGGAUUA